AUGUAUCUUGCUUGUGAGAGGAGUGGCCAAUAUAGAGCAACAAAGAAGUUAAAACAUGAUGGCAACAAUACAUCAAGAAUAACCGGUACGAAGAAGUGUGGUUGUCCUUUUGAUAUGAGGGCUCAUAGGUUUACCACAUAUGAUGAAUGGACAUUGACUGUAGUAUGCGGAUUGCAUAAUCAUCCACCUGCAGAGCACCUCAAGGGAUAUUCAUAUGCGGGGAGGCUAUCAAAGGAUGAGAAAGCAUUGUUAAUGGAUAUGUCAAAUAGCAUGGUUCGGCCAAAACAAAUCCUAGUAACCUUGAAACAGCGAGAUGCCCUCAAUUAUGAGAGGGUCGAUAACUAUGCGUGGGUGUUAGCCACAUUACGUGAUGUCAUGGAUGGGUUUGUUGUGCCAACAGUAAUUGUUACUGACAGAGAGCUAGCCUUGAUGAAUGCCAUACAGAAGAUAUUCCCGAGUGCCAGACAUUUAUUAUGUCGUUGGCAUAUCAGUAAGAAUGUGUUGACCAAAUGCAAGAAAAUGUUUGAGACACAGCAAAAAUGGGAGAAGUUCAACCAUGAGUGGAACUCUGUAGUGUAUUCAUCUUCUGAAAUUCAAUACGAGGAGCGUCUUAAAUCAUUACUUAAGGAAUUCAGUAGUUAUCCUGAUGCAGUCAAAUAUGUCAUGGAUACUUGGUUGGUUCCUUACAAGGACAAAUUUGUGGCGGCAUGGACAGACACGUGUAUGCAUUGUGGCAAUGUUACAACGAACCGGGCUGAGAGUGCACAUGCAAAACUUAAAAGACAAUUGGGUUCAUGUCAAGUCUCAUUUCAGGCAUCAUUUGAGAAAAUACACAGUCUGCUUGAGUUGCAACACACUGAUAUCAAGGCUUCAUUUGAGAAAAGUCUAACUGUUGUGCAACAUCAAUUUAAACCUUCUCAAUUCAGGGAGCUACGGGGGAAUGUAUCUAUCUCUGCAUUGGAGUAUUUGCUUGUCGAGAGUAAGAGAGCCAAUUCCAUUGGUAUUGAUGUUGAAGCUUGUGGAUGCGUCCUUUGCCACACUCAUGGUUUACCUUGCGGCCAUGAGAUUGCUGACUACAUCAGACAAGAUCGUCCUAUACCACUUGCUACCAUACACUCACAGUGGAGGCAACUUCAUAUCUCCAUAUGCAAGAAAGAAGAGGAAACAGAGGUGACUUGUCAUGCAGAAGUAGAGUUGUUUGUCAACAAGUUUAAUGAAAGUGAUAGAACCAUGCGAUUGGAGCUUUUGAAGAAGUUGAAAGAGAUUGUAUAUCCGGAAAGCACUUUUCUUGUUGAGCCGGAGGUGAAGCCCAAAACACGUCCUCGGGAUCAUAUGAAGAUCAAUGUUUCUACCCGUCGUGACCCGUGUGCAUUUGAGUUAGUGCAAUCUGGACAUGAUUCCUUCUCAUCUAGGGACACUCAAAUCACUACAUUAGCUUCUACUCUGCAAAUCAAGACGAAGCGACCUGUUAAGGGAAAUGAGAAGGUGAACCCGAAAGAGAAGGCAUACAUUACUAGAACAGUGAAACCUAGUGCAUAUGUUGAUGCUUUCCCUAUUGGGUUAAAACCAUACAUUAAGUUUGUCAAGGAUGUAGCUGCAGAUGGGAAUUGUGGUUUCAGGGCUAUAGCUGCUUCAAUUGGUCAUACAGAAGAUGAUUGGGCUCAGACAGUCCUGGAUACUCACAUUGGAUGA
Camellia sinensis is the source of this 1692-nucleotide messenger RNA. The record is from RefSeq and is a predicted model, not a curated record. NCBI's taxonomy places the organism in Eukaryota, Viridiplantae, Streptophyta, Magnoliopsida, Ericales, Theaceae.